Messenger RNA from Lachancea thermotolerans CBS 6340, 765 nucleotides. It is a transcript of the gene GPI12, whose product is annotated as N-acetylglucosaminylphosphatidylinositol deacetylase. The transcript has a single exon. Gene Ontology annotation, cellular component: endoplasmic reticulum. The coding region runs from base 1 to 765 and encodes 254 amino acids. Gene Ontology annotation, molecular function: N-acetylglucosaminylphosphatidylinositol deacetylase activity. Gene Ontology annotation, biological process: GPI anchor biosynthetic process. The record is from RefSeq and is a predicted model, not a curated record. Lineage: Eukaryota; Fungi; Ascomycota; Saccharomycetes; Saccharomycetales; Saccharomycetaceae.
AUGAGGAUUUUAAAGGUUGUGUGCAAGCUGUUGGCAGUACUGUGCAUUCUGUAUUUUGCAAGUUCUGCUCGGAUUAAGGCGUCCAAUGAGCAGGCAUUUACCACCCUAUUUUCUGUGCUGAACCCGACGUCUAUCAACCUAGUAAUAGCACACCCAGACGACGAAGUCAUGUUUUUUGCCCCAACGUUGCUCCAGCUUGACCACUACUUUGAUACUGAUAUUCCUGUUUCUGUCUUUUCUCUUACCGACGGCGGUGCCGAUGGCCUGGGGAAGCUUAGGGAGGAAGAGUUGCGGGAUUCAGUGCAUCUUCUAUUUCGCAGAAGGAAAGCGGAAGUUACUGUCCUGAACUUUGAGGAUGGUAUGAAGGUUGAAUGGGACCUACAAAAGACGUCAGAAGCCCUAAGAAAACAAGUCGUCGGCGAUCAACCCCUGUUUCUAACUUUUGAUGACCAUGGGGUGUCUAGUCAUAUAAAUCACAUUUCAUGCUACGAGACUGUCCGAAACCUUAGAGCGGCCCACCCAGAAAGCAGAAGUUUCAGCUUGACGAGUAAACGUUCUAUCUUUCAAAAAUACACUGCUUUCGUUCCUUCUCUUAUUACGGUGCUGAGAGGGAGCAGACAGGCUGUGUUCAUGAGCACGUUCAAACAAUAUUUACUAGCACUUUCAGUCAUGAUGAAUGCACACACCUCUCAAAUGGUAUGGUUCAGAUACGGAUGGUGGUUCUUCAGCUGUUACGUUUUUGCGAAUGAGGUACGAGAAUUUUAG